Molecule: messenger RNA, 384 nt
Organism: Poecilia reticulata (guppy)
Lineage: Eukaryota; Metazoa; Chordata; Actinopteri; Cyprinodontiformes; Poeciliidae
Source: RefSeq, a predicted model, not a curated record
GCUCGAAUCAGGAAUCCACCAUGUCACAACACACCAAAUAUCAACAAGUAUCGCACAAUCACCAGCGUCUGCAACAACUUAAAAAACCCUCGCCUCGGUGCCUCCAACACCCCAUUCACCCGCUGGUUGCCCUCUGAGUACGAUGAUGAGAUCUCCCAACCAAAAGGAUGGAACAGAAACCGCAGAUUCAACAACUUCUUGCUCCCAUUGGUGCGGCAGGUGUCCAAUAGCAUCUUGAGCACAACAGAUGCAGGCGUUGUCAAUGACACAGAGUACUCUCACAUGGUGACCUUUUUUGGCCAGUGGAAUGACCAUGACCUCUCCUUCACACCAUUUUCACCAAGUAUCCGCUCCUUUAGCAAUGGGCUGAACUGCGACGAAAGU